AUGUCUAAAACAAGAUCUCAGAGAAGUCAGUCAAUUCCGGAACCUGCUUCUGUAAAGGAUGAUAACAUAUUAUGUUGUGUAUGUGAUGCGGUGGUUCAAAUCGAGCCCUCGGACUUAUAUGAUGAAUUGGUGAAAUAUGCUAGCAAAAGUAAAAACAUGAAGUUUUAUUGUGAUAAUUGCGUGAAACAUGCUGAUGGUUUCAAAGGUCUUUUGCAGAUGCUUAACGAAAAAUUUGAAUCCAUUGAUUCUCGUUUUAAAAUGUUUGAUUCCAUUGAUAUUGGGAUGAAAAAUCUGCAGUUGAGGCUUGAGUCAAGCGGUGAGAACCUAAAACAGUUAGAAAAACUAGACGAGAAACUUAACCAGUCUAUUAAUUCCUUGAAAAAUGAUAUCACCAAGUCUUGGUCAGACGUGGUAAAGAGUAAUUCUAAAAUUGUCAAUAACGAGGCUGCUUCUUUGAGAAAUAUGAUCAGUACUUCAUUUUCCGAUGUGGUAAAAAAGGACCUCGACGUAGUUAGUAAAGAGGUCAUCUCUGUUCGCAGAACAAUUGAAAUGGCAAAUGAAGUUAAGGCCCGUGAGAACAACAUAGUUCUCUUUAAUUUCAGCGAAGACUUGGAUGUUGCUAAAGAUAGGGGCAAUGUUCUUGGCUUUUUAAGGUCCCUAACAGACGAGUCUCUGAAAGAUGAUGACAUAUUGAAAAUAUUCAGACAAGGUAAAAAGCCAAGCGUACCGUCUCCCCCGCGUCCAGUGAUUGUUAAUUUUAUCAACCUUUCUGCAAAAGUCCUGGUUAUGAGAAGAUUGUUCAGAUUAGCGCUGCUGGAUGAAAAAAUGAGGGAAGUGAAGAUUAGUGAUGACCUUACAACGGACCAGCGUCUGCAGCUUAUAAAAUUGGUUCUUGAGGAAAAAACUCGGGAAUCUAAAGAUGGUCAUUUUUUAUAUCGGAAUGUUUUCAAGGUUAAAAAAAUAGAAUUACCAGUGGUAAAUUCCUUUGAAUCACUUGCUAUUAAAUUUCGGUGCGGUAAAAAAACGAUUCUGUUAUUGGCAGUUUAUCGACCGGGUUCUGUACCAAUUACUCCUGCAUUUUUUGAUGAGCUUACAUCACUCUUGGAGCAGAUUUUGUUAUUGGCGGACUAUGUCAUUCUUACGGGGGAUUUGAAUGUUCAUUUGGAAAAGAAACAGUCAUUGCUCUCAGAAAAAAGAAAAGCCUACUGGGGAAAUAUGAUUGAAAUAAAUGGCUCCAAUCCAAAGAAACUCUGGAUGACAAUUAACAGGGUUUUAUGCAAGAUGAAUUCUGUUGAUUCGCUUAAUAUGUCAGAUGAGUUAAAUUUUGAUGAUUUUGCUCAAUUUUUUUAA
Molecule: messenger RNA, 1350 nt
Organism: Helobdella robusta
Lineage: Eukaryota; Metazoa; Annelida; Clitellata; Rhynchobdellida; Glossiphoniidae
Exons: 3
Coding region: 1-1350 (449 amino acids)
Source: RefSeq, a predicted model, not a curated record